This is a messenger RNA of Arachis ipaensis, 1176 nucleotides long. Its product is annotated as protein FAR1-RELATED SEQUENCE 5-like. Gene Ontology annotation, molecular function: zinc ion binding. Gene Ontology annotation, biological process: regulation of DNA-templated transcription. NCBI's taxonomy places the organism in Eukaryota, Viridiplantae, Streptophyta, Magnoliopsida, Fabales, Fabaceae. The record is from RefSeq and is a predicted model, not a curated record.
AUGGUCGAUUAUCAUCUGUUCGGUGACGUGCUUGCAUUUGAUGCAACAUACCGGUCCAACAAGUACAAGAAGCCUCUAGUAGUUUUCUCUGCAUCAAAUCAUCACAGGCAGACGGCAAUUUUCGGUUUUGCGUUGCUGGAGGAUGAGGAGGUACGUACAUAUAGGUGGGUGUUGUUGAAUAUUCUUGAUGUCAUGGAUAACAAGAAGCCUGCCGUUGUGGUCACCAACGGGGAUAAAGCCAUCCGGGCAGCCAUUGCGGAUGUGCUGCCUUUAGCCAGGCAUCGCCUAUGUGGGUGGCACUUGGAAAAAAACUGUGUGCUUAGGGUAAAAGAACCUGAAUUUCGAAAGGUGUUCAAGAAGGCAGUUUACGUAAACUUCGAUGUUGCGGAGUUUGAGGAGUAUUGGAGAACGACUGUAAAGAGUUUAGGGUUAAUGAACAAUAGCUGGUUCAAAGGCACCUACGAUUUAAGAGAGAGUUGGGCAACGGCAUAUCUACAGAGAACUUUUUGCGCCGGCUACAGGACAACUUCGAGGUGUGAGGGCAUAAAUGCAUUCCUCAAAGGGUUCCUUACGUCGACAAAUAGCCUUCUGGAAUUGGUUCACAGCUUGGACAGGGUGGUUAAAGAUUACCGCAAUAAUGAGGUCACGGCCCAAUUUUAUUCGUUAUAUUACAUGCCUGUACUGACGACCGGUCUUGACAAGAUUGAGCUAUUUGCCUCGAAGAUAUACACCAGCGUAGUCUUCAAGGAGGUUAGAAAACAAAUAAAAGGGGUUGGGAGUUUAUUGUUUUUGGGGAAAGACAGCAUAAGCACGACGUCCAUCUACAAGUUCUCAAGCAUGGGGAACCGUCGUAUGAUCCGCAAGGUGCUUUACGAUCCAACUGAGCCGAAGAUUGAAUGUGAUUGUAUGAUGUGGAACAGCGAAGGUAUUCCUUGCUGCCACAUAUUUUGCAUGAUGAAAUAUGAGGGUUUGGAAGAAAUCCCACCAGGUUUGAUACUGAGGCGGUGGUGUAUUGAUGCCAAAGAAUGGACGGCAUCAUCAACAGAAGGGACAGCGGGGCAUGACAGUCGAUUACUAAGGUAUGGCACGUUGUGCAGUGCAAUGACUGUUGUUGCCAAACUAGCUUCCGAUGAUGCAGCUAACUGCGAGGGAUGCAAUAGCUUCUUUGGCACAUAG